GCGUAAUCUAUUGUCAAUUAUGGGAGUAUUUAUUAACUGUUCACCAACGGCUCUUCAUAGUGUUUCUUCCCCUUCAGCAUUCAAUUUUAGUUUUAAAGUCAUUUCGUCUUUGCCAAUCUCCGGAGUUCACUGAGUUUCUCUCUAAUGGGUUCUGGUUCUUCUCCACCAUGGCCUGUCCAAAUAUUCAUGUUUGCUGUUGUUAUGCUGUGCUUGAUUGCGGUGGUUGUGGCUCAGCUACCGGGCAAGUGGGAGGUGUUGGUUUCAAACGCCGGCAUAGCCUCCAUGCACACGGCGGUGACGCGUUUCAACACGGUGGUCCUUUUGGACAGGACCGACAUCGGUCCAUCUCGCAAAAUGUUGCCCAAAGGCCACUGUAGAUACGACCCAGGGGAUGCUGUUCUCAAGCGCGAUUGCUACGCUCACUCUGUUGUGUUAGACCUUCAAACAAACGAAAUCCGACCCUUGAUGAUUCUCACCGACACCUGGUGUUCCUCUGGACAGUUUCUUCUCGAUGGGACGCUACUGCAGACUGGCGGUGACGUGGAUGGGAUUAAGAAAAUCCGGAAAUUUGAGCCCUGCGAGGCAGGCGGGACUUGCAAUUGGGUGGAGCUCCGAGACGUGGAGUUGGUAAAUGGGAGGUGGUACGCUACAAAUCAGAUAUUACAAGAUGGUUCUGUGAUUAUUGUUGGAGGCAGAGGAGCAAACACUGUAGAGUAUUAUCCGCCGAGAAAGGGAGGCGCCAUUCCGUUUCAAUUCCUCACCGAAGUUGAGGACAAUCAGAUGGAUAAUUUGUACCCAUAUGUCCAUCUUCUCCCCAACGGCCACCUUUUCAUCUUCGCCAACAACAGGGCGGUGUUGUACGAUCACCAGACCAAUAAAGUAAUCAGAGAUUACCCGCCGUUAGACGGUGGUCCUCGAAAUUACCCAUCGGCUGGAUCAUCCAUGAUGCUGGCACUUUCUGGGGAUUUCUCGACAGCAGUGAUUGUCGUCUGCGGUGGGGCCCAGUACGGAGCUUUUAUCCAGCGAAACACAGAUUCCCCUGCUCACGGUAGCUGCGGCCGCAUUGUGGCGACGGCGGAGAACCCAACUUGGGAAAUGGAAGAUAUGCCAUUCGGGCGAAUCAUGGGCGACAUGGUCAUGCUUCCUACUGGUGACGCCUUAAUCAUUAAUGGAGCUCAAGCUGGCACCCAAGGAUUCGAGUUGGCAUCCGACCCCUGUUUGUACCCGGUUCUUUAUCGCCCAGAUCAGCCGGUUGGAUUGCGGUUCAUGACCUUGAACCCAGGAACCGUACCCAGAUUGUACCACUCAACCGCCAAUUUGUUACCGGACGGGCGGGUUCUAAUAGCCGGAAGCAAUCCGCAUUAUUUCUAUAAGUUUAAAGCAGAAUUCCCGACCGAAUUACGUAUCGAGGCAUUCUCGCCGGAGUAUCUAUCGGCUGAUCGUGCCAAUUUACGACCGGGAAUCGAAUCCAUUCCUGAAACGGUACGCUACGGUGAGGGAUUCAAUGUGUUAGUGUCCGUUCCGUUGCCGGUGGUGGGGAUUCUGGAGGUCAAUUUGGGAAGCGCGCCUUUUGCAACGCAUUCAUUUUCACAGGGACAAAGGCUGGUCAAACUGACCGUUACGCCAUCUGUGCCGGAGGGCCGCGGUCGGUACACGAUAAAGUGCACGGCGCCGCCAAACGGAGCCGUUGCUCCGCCUGGGUAUUACAUGGCAUUUGUAGUCAAUCAGGGCGUACCAAGUGUAGCACGUUGGAUUCAUUUGGUGCCUUAAAUUUCAUUAAUUAAGGAGAAUUUUCAUUUAUUUCUUUGCGACAAAUUUGAAUUAUUUUGCAUUUUGCCACAAAUGUAAAAUCAAAUGUCGGUAGAGAAUUGAAGACCCUACCAAACAACUCCCCCACCAACUACUAAUUGUUAAUAAUUUUUGUAUUCCUUUGUUUCAAACGAAGAAAAAGAAUUCCCACUA
Rubroshorea leprosula is the source of this 1962-nucleotide messenger RNA. NCBI's taxonomy places the organism in Eukaryota, Viridiplantae, Streptophyta, Magnoliopsida, Malvales, Dipterocarpaceae. The record is from the annotation of a GenBank genome assembly.